Cryptomeria japonica (Japanese cedar) is the source of this 1555-nucleotide messenger RNA. Its product is annotated as peroxisome biogenesis protein 2. Lineage: Eukaryota; Viridiplantae; Streptophyta; Pinopsida; Cupressales; Cupressaceae. The record is from RefSeq and is a predicted model, not a curated record. Gene Ontology annotation, molecular function: zinc ion binding. Gene Ontology annotation, cellular component: peroxisomal membrane. Gene Ontology annotation, biological process: protein import into peroxisome matrix. The transcript has 8 exons. The coding region runs from base 246 to 1313 and encodes 355 amino acids.
UGUUAAGGCUACUUAGUGUUUUGAGGAUUACUCGCUUUUGCUUAAUCCUCUAGUAUGCCCUAUGUUGCGUUUUUGAUGAGCAUGGUGACUAUGUCGAAUUUCAGUCAAACUGUUAUCUUAUGAGUUUUGAGGUUGUAAGGAACAAUCAUCGUUUCUGUUCGGUGUUUUAUAAUUGCAUCGUGCUAUAUGGGAUCUGUAUUACUUUUAAAAGCUGGAUAAUCUUUGGGUUUAUCUGAUACACUUUAAUGGCAAUGGAGGACACACUGCCACCCUCCUCUUCAACGUUACAGGGUAACAACGUCCCUUCUAGUGAUGCAUGGCGGCAAGCAUAUCUCAGAGUUGCUUCUCAGUGGCACCAGAUUAAGCAAUCACGGAGACCGAUUUUCCAAAUACCAAUUUCAAGAGUUAACCAGCUUGAUGCUGGUAAACUUGAUGUUGAAAUCUCAGCUAUGUUGAAGGAACAGCUUGUUAAGGUUUUUUCUGUCAUGAAGCCAGGGUGGUUAUUUCGAUAUGAACCAGAGCUAGAUGCAUUUCUCCAAUUCCUCAUUUGGCGGUUCUCGAUUUGGGUAGAUAAGCCCACUCCAGGAAAUGCACUUAUGAACCUGCGCUAUAGAGAUGAGGGAUCUACGAUGGUGGUGCCAAAAGAGGAAGUCAGGACAGGGUUGGAGGGUCCUGGUCUUACCCGAUCUCAAAAGCUCUGGUAUUGCCUGGCCACAAUUGGAGGUCAAUAUGGAUGGACCAGGCUGCAGUCUUUUUCUGCUUAUCGAAGCUGGGGUGACAGUGAACAUAGGUCUUGGACUCGUCGAGCAUGGGUUCUCCUCCAACGAGCAGAGAGUUUCUACCAAGCUGCAUUAUUCAUAAACCUCCUUAUAUUCCUUUACACGGGAAGAUGCAGGUAUAGAAAUAUUGUUGAAAGGAUUUUAAGAGCUAGGCUUGUUUAUGAAAGGCCAAAUAUGAACCGCAGUGUCAGUUUUGAAUAUAUGAAUCGCCAGCUAGUAUGGAACGAGUUUUCGGAGUUACUAUUAUUAAUGUUGCCUUUACUGAACACAACAUCGAUAAAGAAAAUCUUAUUUUUUCCCUUUGCAAAAGAUAAAUCAGAUGGAAAUUCUCUGGAAGAUGAUGCCUGUCCAGUUUGUGGGGCAAACCCCAUCCUAAUUUCAUUCAUUGCUGUUCCAUGUGAGCACAAGUACUGUUAUUACUGCCUUCGCACUAGAUGUGCAUCUACCUCAUCUUUUCAUUGUUUAAAGUGCAAUGCUCAGGUGGUGGCCAUGAAAAGAAACAAUAUUCGUUUAAAUACCAUAGGAGGAAAUUAAAAUUAGAAGGUGAUAUAUAAGCAGACUGUAAGCUUGUCUGCUGUUUAUUCUUGUAUUUUUGGUUGAUAUUUCUUACCAUUAGCUCAUGUGAAGGCAUUUUUGGUUGAGCAUUAUGUAUUAUUAAUGACAUUGAACUUCAAAUAUGUUAUUUUGGUACAAUCUUGCUUCCUUGGUGACAUUCAAAUGGAACUUCAACUUUUAUGUAAUUUCCAUAUCAAUGUCAUUCAUGUCGAAGUUACUUA